AUGCGAGCAGUUUCAAAGAAAACUCACAAAGUUAUUGAAAUGCUAAUGAUUUCCAUUAAUGUGGUAUUCAUUUUCGUUUCUUCCUUAUUAAUUUUGGCAGCUUCUAUUUUAUAUGGAAUUAAGAAUUUCGAAAUUGUGCCAACAAGUACAAUGACAUAUAUUUUUCCUGUCUUUGCUGUGAUUGUUUUCUUCAUGUUUGCUUUUGUUAUUUCAAUGGUUAUCAGCUCUGGAGUUUUGGUUAUUCGAAACAUUAGGAAAACAACUCAAAAUGUUACUCAAUCCAUUCAGAAAAAUAAUCACAGUAAUAGCUCUGUAAGGAUUUCAUUAGAAACUCAAACAUUUGAAAAGAGAGUUCAAUCACCAUUCAAAAUUACCAUUGGAUUAAUGAUAGGUUUAGUUUUGUGUAUUUUAUUAGAAAUAAUUUCCGUUAGUUUAGCUGCAGGAGUCACAGCUUUUGAAGAAAUCAAAGCAGUUUGGCAUUUCUUCAAUUGUCUAGGUGUUUUAAUCUAUUCAGUUUUGGUUUUAUUUCUUUUCUAUCCAUUAUUCUUGGACUCUGAAAAGGCGCUCAAUGAAAUUGAAAAGAGAAAUGAAAUUGUGAAAAGCUCAACAACAACAAAAACUGAAUCAUUAGUUUCGACACCAGUUGCUGCAUUGUUUUCUGCCGCUAGUGAACAUUAA
Molecule: messenger RNA, 678 nt
Organism: Naegleria gruberi
Lineage: Eukaryota; Heterolobosea; Eutetramitea; Acrasida; Naegleriidae
Exons: 1
Coding region: 1-678 (225 amino acids)
Source: RefSeq, a predicted model, not a curated record